AUGGUGGGAUUCCUCGAGGAUGGCAAAUUUCGGCCUCUUUUCUGCUCUGGAACAGGGGAGGGAACGGACUCGAACGAAGUUCCCUCUCCUUUGAAGGAGCUCAGAGACAGGUUCGGCCCGUGCGUUUCCGUUAGAACGGACAAAGACCGUCCCCGGGAGUUGGAAAGCUUCAAUCCCGAAAAUGGCUUCGUGAAAUUCGCAUCCCGUGGACGUAUCCCAGAGCAAGGCUCAGACCAAGGUGCUAUUCUCAAGCUCCCGGCAGGAAGCACCACGUAUUUCUUCAACAAUAAGUGGCAUAUAGUCCGAUACAUGCACGAGAAGAUCGAUAAAUGGCUGGCCUUAGCGAACAGCAUCGGAGACUCAGAGCUCAAGGACGAAGACAUCAUGUUCGUGACGGGUGCUACCUGGACAACUCAGUUUACCCGCAACCUCUAUCAGAGUCAAUACAUCCGUGGAAACGUCGACGUCCCCACAUCCAUCAUGACGACACCUCAAACGGAAGGAGACCCCGCUGUCUUCAAGUUCGCUGCGGGCCAACCCCAGCAAUCUGAGAUUCCCCACUUCUAUCCAUCCUCUCCGGUGUCGCACCACUGCGUCUUCAUGAACUACUAUAAGAUCAAGAGGCGACCCAAAAACCACGGCCCCUCGGAACGCGGCUCAGAGGGCACGCUGUCGCAACAGACAUCCGUCCUCAAGGAGUCACCUUGGGUCUGGGUGCCAAGGCCAACGUUUGCUGACCCCGUCAACGCCCUGCUGGACUAUAUACUUGAGGACGAGAGAGUAAAUAUCGCAGUGGCGUCCGAUUCGGACGUGUACAAAUUUCUUGAGUACCGGCAGGCCGUCCCAGAUGACAUCCGUACCUUGCUGAUCAGCAAGGGGGUGUGCACGGCGAUCGUCAGGGAUCUCGAACAGGUCGGUACUGUGCAGCGCUUACAGCGGAAGAAUGCACGUAUGAAAGUGGACGAUGACUGGGUUUGGGUAAAGCCGCCUCAGGACCACAUGUAA
Dichomitus squalens LYAD-421 SS1 is the source of this 1005-nucleotide messenger RNA. RefSeq lists its product as uncharacterized. The coding region runs from base 1 to 1005 and encodes 334 amino acids. Lineage: Eukaryota; Fungi; Basidiomycota; Agaricomycetes; Polyporales; Polyporaceae. The transcript is spliced from 6 exons. The record is from RefSeq and is a predicted model, not a curated record.